CAAAGCCAUUUCUCCGACUUUAAGGAGCUUAAAGCGCUGCGUCACCGGCAAAACAAGAUGUAAUCUCGCAACUGUCCGUGCUAUUGGACAAGGAGGCCUAUCCUCAAACACAAUUCGAUGAGCGCACCGUUCAUCACACUGUCUCGACUUCCUUGGUUGGUGGCCAAAUACAGUGUCCCAGAUAAACCUUAGCGUGCCAGCAUCACUGCGAAGGCUGUCAUUACGCACCUUGGUGGGUGCACACGUUUACGCCGAUACAUCGCAGAAGACCUAGGCGCUCUGGGCCUUAGACAGUAGGCCCACACUAUGGCAGCACGCAAGGCAGCUGCAGUGGCUGCCCUCAGUGGGGGAACCCUGGUCGGACUUUAUGCCUUCUCAGAGCUGAGAGAGCACCAGGACAAACAGGCGCGAGUGCAGGCUGCGGAACAGGUGAAAAUGGCCUUCCGGGAUGAGCUCCCGUCCAGAGCGGCUCAGCUCGACGCCUUGCGCUCCACCCCAGAGUUCGAUGUGCUCGUGGUUGGGGGAGGGGCCACGGGUGCAGGUUGUGCCUUAGACGCCGUCACACGCAAUCUGAAAACUGCCCUGGUGGAGAGAGACGAUUUCUCAUCAGGGACCAGCAGCAGGAGCACCAAGCUCAUUCACGGCGGAGUCCGAUACCUCCAGAAAGCCAUCAUGAAAUUAGAUUAUGAACAGUAUAUGAUGGUGAAGGAGGCUCUUCACGAACGUGCCAACCUGCUCGAUAUCGCGCCGCAUCUCUCAGCUCCUCUACCCAUCAUGCUCCCCAUCUACAAGUGGUGGCAGUUCCCAUACUACUGGGCUGGUAUCAAGAUGUAUGACCUGGUGGCCGGGGCACAGUGCCUGAAGAGCAGCUAUCUCCUGAGCAAGGCCAGGGCCCUGGAGCUCUUCCCCAUGCUCAACAAGGACAAGCUGGUGGGAGCCAUCGUCUACUAUGAUGGACAGCACAACGACGCUCGGAUGAACCUGGCCAUUGCCCUGACCGCUGCCAGGUACGGCGCUGCCACAGCCAAUUACACUGAAGUGCUGCACCUCCUGAAGAGGGAAGACCCGGAGAGGGGCGGCGCCACGCGGGUCUGCGGAGCGCGCUGCACGGACCUGAUCACAGGGCAGGAGUUUGAUGUCAGAGCCAAAUGUGUUAUCAAUGCCACGGGACCCUUCACGGACGUGCUGCGCAAAAUGGAUGACCAGGAGAUCCCCAACAUCUGUCAGCCCAGCGCGGGGGUGCACAUCGUCAUGCCGGGCUAUUACAGCCCGGACAACAUGGGUCUCCUGGACCCAGCCACCAGUGACGGCCGAGUCAUCUUCUUCCUGCCCUGGGAGAAGAUGACCAUCGCCGGGACGACGGACACGCCCACCGACAUCACCCCCCACCCCUCGCCCUCUGAGGAGGACAUCAACUUCAUCCUCAAGGAGGUUCGCAACUACCUCAGCCCAGACGUUGAAGUCAGGAGGGGUGAUGUGCUGGCCGCCUGGAGCGGUAUUCGGCCCCUGGUGACGGACCCCAACUCUAAGGACACCCAGUCCAUCUGCCGGAACCACGUGGUCAGCAUCAGCCCCAGCGGACUGGUCACUAUCGCUGGUGGGAAGUGGACGACGUACCGCUCCAUGGCUGCGGAGACCCUGGAUGCUGUGGUGAAGAGCCAGGGCCUGAAGGCGGGACCCUGCAGGACAGUGGGCCUCAUGCUGGAGGGGGGCAAGGACUGGUCACCCACCCUCUACAUACGCCUGGUGCAGGACUACGGACUGGAAGUGGAGGUGGCCCAGCACCUGGCGUCCACGUACGGGGACCGAGCCUUCGAGGUGGCCAAGAUGUCCCACGUGACGGGCAAGAGGUGGCCCAUCGUGGGCCAGCGCCUGGUGUCUGAGUUCCCCUACAUCGAGAGCGAGGUUCAAUACGCCCUGAAGGAGUACGCCUGCACGGCGGUGGACGUGAUCGCGCGCCGCACGCGCCUGGGUUUCCUGAACGUGCAGGCGGCGGACCAGGCCCUGCCACGCAUAGUCAACAUCAUGGCCAAGGAGCUGGGCUGGAGCGAGCAGAAGAGGACGGAGGAGUUAGAUGCCGCCAGGCGUUUCUUACACAACGAGAUGGGCUACAAGACACGCUCCGAACAGCUGACUAACUCAGAGAUCACUCUCGCCCCCGCUGAAGUGAACAGGUACACGAAUCGCUUCCACAAAUUUGACAAAGAGAGCAAGGGCUUCAUCACCACGGUGGAUGUUCAGCGGGUUUUACAGAGUAUAAGCAUCCAGAUAGACGACGACACCCUUCAUGAGAUCCUCAACGAAGUGGACCUCAACAAGAACGGACAAGUGGAGCUCACCGAGUUCUUACAGCUGAUGAGUGCGGUGAAGAAGGGCCAGGUGUCUGACAACCGUCUGGCCAUGCUGCUGAAGACGGCGGAGCAGAGUCUGGACCAGAGGGGGCCCGUGUCUGUGGACCGCAGCGGGGGAGGGCUGUGAGGAGAGACCCUGCACACGCACACACAUGGGAAAACACACACACACACACACAAACACACA
Messenger RNA from Engraulis encrasicolus (European anchovy), 2538 nucleotides. Its product is annotated as glycerol-3-phosphate dehydrogenase, mitochondrial-like. Gene Ontology annotation, molecular function: glycerol-3-phosphate dehydrogenase (quinone) activity; calcium ion binding. The transcript is spliced from 17 exons. Gene Ontology annotation, biological process: glycerol-3-phosphate metabolic process. The record is from RefSeq and is a predicted model, not a curated record. Gene Ontology annotation, cellular component: glycerol-3-phosphate dehydrogenase (FAD) complex; mitochondrion. The coding region runs from base 307 to 2478 and encodes 723 amino acids. Lineage: Eukaryota; Metazoa; Chordata; Actinopteri; Clupeiformes; Engraulidae.